GCUUCGGGGGGAGCGCGCUAACUGCGCGGUCGCGGGGCGUUCUCGGUGCGCCGGGCCCGUGGCGAGCCGGGCUCCCGUGGCCGCGUGCUAGGAGGAGGCUGGAGCCCUGUUAGGAAGAAUGGAGUUGGCGACUCGCUCCCAGAUACCUAAAGAAGUGGCUGACAUUUUUAACGCCCCCAGUGACGAUGAAGAUUUCGUCGGCUUCCGAGAUGAUGUUCCCAUGGAAACCCUGUCAUCAGAAGAGAGCUGUGAUAGUUUUGACUCACUGGAGUCAGGGAAAAAGCAGGAUGUGCGUUUCCAUUCCAAGCACUUCACGGAAGAGCUGAGAAAAAUUUUUAUAGAGGACACUGACUCAGAGACGGAAGAUUUUGAAGGAUUUUCGCAGAGCGAUCUGAAUGUAAAGAGUGACCCAGAAAUAAUGCUCGUGGAAUCAGAUUUGAGUGAUGACCGCAAAGCGUCUUUACUGAGUGAGGAAGAUGAAGAAGAAGAAAAGGCUACACCUAGAAGAAGCAGGCCUAGAAGAAGCAGUAUCGGUCUUCGAGUAGCCUUCCCGUUCCCCACCAAGAAAUUGGCAAAUGAAUCAGAUAAGAAAAACAGUUCCUCUGAGCCACUGCAUUCUAGCUCAUGCCUACAGGACAAUAAAAAGACAGUUCUGGGGAGACAGAAGAGCUGCAGACAGUGGAAGCAGAGGGAAGAUUCUGCCUCUGAGUCCGAGGAUGACUCCAGGGACGAGGGCCAGGAGAGCUCGGAUGCCUUGCUGAAAAGGACCAUGAACAUCAAGGAGAACAAAGCUAUGCUUGCUCAGUUACUGGCGGAACUGAAUUCUAUGCCAGAUCUCUUCCCAGUACGAACCCCAAACUCAGCUUUGAAGAAGAAAACCGUGCGGCGGGCCUUCUCGGAGGGACAGAUCCCACGGCGCACGAACCCCACCCGGAGCGCGAGGCCUCCAGAGAAGUUCGCCCUGGAGAACUUCACUGUCUCAGCCACCAAAUAUGCAGAAGAGUUUUACAGUUUCAGAAGAAGGAAGACAAUUAGUGGGGGGAAAUGCCAGGGGUAUAGACGACGUCGCCGUGUCUCUUCUUUUCGGCCAGUGGAGGACAUCACUGAAGAGGACUUAGAAAACGUGGCCAUAACUGUCCGAGAUAAAAUCUAUGAUAAAGUUCUGGGCAACACUUGCCAUCAGUGUCGGCAGAAGACCACUGACACCAAGACUGUGUGUCGGAACCAGGGCUGUGGCGGAGUGAGGGGACAGUUCUGUGGGCCGUGCCUGCGGAACCGCUAUGGCGAGGAUGUGAGAUCUGCUCUGCUGGACCCGGAUUGGAUGUGUCCUCCUUGCCGUGGGAUCUGCAAUUGCAGCUACUGUCGGAAGCGUGAUGGUCGCUGUGCCACAGGGAUCCUCAUUCAUUUGGCCAAGUUUUACGGUUACAAUAAUGUUAAGGAAUAUCUGGAGAGCUUACAAAAGCAGCUGGUAGAAGACAAUUAAAAGGAAAGAGGAACCCAGUCAUAGAUUACUCCAGAAAGACUCAUCCUGCCACUUGUGCCUAAGAAGUCCUAUGGUUGGGUUUUUAUACGGAAAUUCUUUGUAGAGCAUGUGUUUCAAAAGAUUUCUCAGGAAAAGAGCUAAGCAGAGGAAUCUAUAUACAUGUCUAUAGACAUGUAUAUGCAUACCUGUUUGUAUAUUGCAUUGUUAAAAAGUAUUUACCUAUGAAAAAUGCACAGUUGAAAUGGGGUGGAGUGAAAAUCCGGGUAAGUUACAGAGAAUACAUUGUGUAAGCAGCUCUCAUUUAACUGUCUAUGUUGCCUUGAUCUUUUACUUCCCAGUCUAACUCUAGACCCACUUUUUUACAGGGAUUAUAUACUCUUUAGUUUAUCUUAUAUAAUAGUGAUCAUAGUCUUGAACCACUCUGCUGUGGGCCACUGGAAAUUUAUACUGAAGAACUUUCCCCUAAAUUACAAAGUGCAAUUAACCACAGAACUCUAGAGUGCUAGAGUUUUUUUUAUUAAAACUUGAAUGAACAAAAGUGUAUCAUUAUGCUAUAGACACUGGAAGCUCAGAGCGCUGCUGGCCAGCAGGAGCAUCCACCUCUUCAUCCAAGACUUGUCUUUGUCCUGGGGCCAGCUGCUGCUAUGCUUGAAAAGAAUCUAAGGGCUAAUUUUUAAUUUAAAGAUUUUGCUAUUCACUAUCUCUACAAGCACUAAAGUCCCACUUAAUGACUAAUGAUGGGGCCUUCCAGCCACAUUGCUUUUUGAGGCUGUGUGCGUGUUCAGUGGAACCCUGAAGAGACCCUGUAUUUUGUUGAGGGGCACUUGGGAUGAACAUAGCUUCUGAAUAGGUUUCCAGUAUUUUUCGACGUUUUCUCCUUUCUCUUUUUUUCUACCCUUUAAGGAUGAUGUUUAAAAAAAUUAGUGCACGUGUAAGUUACUAAAAAAGUACAUAAGCUGGGAUGGUUGAUGUUCAGUAGACUAAUGUGCAGGUGAACAGUGCACGGUGAAGCCCCUCCGUGCACUCUGGCAGAGGACA
Messenger RNA from Trichechus manatus latirostris (Florida manatee), 2521 nucleotides. It is a transcript of the gene CDCA7L, whose product is annotated as cell division cycle associated 7 like. Gene Ontology annotation, biological process: regulation of DNA-templated transcription. The transcript has 10 exons. The coding region runs from base 119 to 1483 and encodes 454 amino acids. The record is from RefSeq and is a predicted model, not a curated record. Gene Ontology annotation, cellular component: nucleus. Lineage: Eukaryota; Metazoa; Chordata; Mammalia; Sirenia; Trichechidae.